GCUCGGGGAAGACGCCAAGAUGGCGGCAAGCCACUAUUUCGGCUUCGCGCAGGGCAGCGACCUGCAGUACAGUGCCGAGACUCCAGCUCUUCCCCUGCUCACCACGGGGGCCAGCUAUACUGCACAGCCCACUCCUGGGAUGGACUCCGCCGCGAACCCGGCCUUUCCCCCAGCUGCCCCGGCAGGAUACAGUGGAUACCAGCCCCACUCCAGCCAGGAGUUCACCUACGGCAGCCGACCCCAGGAGCCCGUCCCCACAGCCACCACCAUGGCUACCUACCAGGACAGUUACAGCUAUGGACAGUCGGUGGCUGCCAGGAGCUACGAGGACAGGCCGUACUUCCAGCCUCCUGCCCUCCAGCCUGGGCGCAUGACAGACUCCUGCCAGCCAGGGACCCAAGAGGCCUGCAGGCAGCCCAGCCCCCAUGGCGGUCACAGCCGCGUUCAGCCCCCACAACAGGCGCCGAGAGUGGAGGCCGGACAGCCAGCGAGCGCCCUGUCCUCGGGAUACACCUACCCCACGGCGACAGGCGUCCAGCCCGAGUCCUCGGCGUCCUACCCCCCGCCCUCCUACGAUCCCACCUGCACCGCCUACACGGCACCAAGCUACCCGAGCUAUGACGCGUCGGGGUACUCCGCCGCCAGCCCUUUCUAUCCUCCAGCGCAGCCCCCGCCUCCCCCGGGACCCCCGCAGCAGCUGCCCACGCCGCCCACGCCCGCAGGCUCAGGAAGCAGCCCCAGGACCGACUCGAAGCCGCCGCUUCCCAGCAAACUGCCGAGACCCAAGGCCGGGCCCAGGCAGCUCCAGCUCCACUACUGCGACGUCUGCAAGAUCAGCUGCGCGGGACCCCAGACCUACCGGGAACAUCUGGGAGGGCAGAAGCACAGAAAGAAGGAGGCGGCCCAGAAGACAGGCGUGCAGCCCAACGGGAGCCCGCGUGGGGUGCAGGCGCAGCUACAUUGCGACCUGUGCGCCGUGUCCUGCACUGGGGCAGAUGCCUACGCGGCCCACAUCCGGGGAGCCAAGCACCAGAAGGUCUUCAAGCUGCACACCAAACUGGGGAAGCCCAUUCCCACCCUCGAGCCUGCACCGGCCACAGAGAGCACCCCCGGGGUGGAGGCCAAGCCCGCAUCCCCCACUGGCCCCAGCGUGUGUGCCCCGAGCAGGCCAGCACUGGCCAAGAGACCCGUGGCCUCGAAGGCCUCAUGCGAGGGGCCUCCUGAGCCGCAGAUAGCAGGCUGCAGACCCCAGAGAGGGAGACCAGCCCAACCCAAAUCAGAGGGUCCUGGAGCACCCACCCAAGGAGGCUCAGAGGAAGCUCCCCUGGGCUGCUCUGAUGCGCAGCCGCUGGGCCCAGAAUAUGUGGAGGAGGUGUGCAACGAGGAAGGGCGAGUGGUUCGCUUCCAGUGUAAGUUGUGCGAGUGCAGUUUCAACGACCUUAACGCCAAGGACCUGCACGUGAGGGGACGGCGGCACCGGCUGCAGUACCGGGUGCGUCCAGCAGGGGGAGCCCCCGACACCCGUCCAGGGUGUGCCUGGCCCCGGGCGGGCGCUGGGAGGCCUCUGGUCGGGCCUCUGCUGCCCCUGUGUGCCUUCCCCGCACACCUUAAGGUUUUUCUUCUAGAAGGCGUGGAGAAGCCUCUGGCUGACCCAGGUGAUGUCCUGAGCUCCGAGAAGUGCCUCGAGUCCCUGGCCGCCCUCCGUCAUGCCCGGUGGUUUCAGGCUCGAGCCAGCAGCCUGCAGCCAUGCGUGAUCGUCAUCAGGGUCCUGAGGGACCUCUGCCGGCGUGUGCCCACCUGGGCAGCCCUGCCAGCCUGGGCCAUGGAGCUGCUGGUGCAGAAGGCUGUGAGCAGUGCAGCGGGGCCCCUGGGCCCUGGGGACGCGGUCAGGCGAGUCCUGGAGUGCGUGGCCACAGGGACGCUCCUGACAGAUGGGCCCGGACUCCAGGAUCCCUGCGAGAGAGACCAGACAGAUGCCCUCGAGCCCAUGACCCUCCAACAGCGGGAAGACGUGACCGCCAGCGCCCAGCACGCCCUGCGAAUGCUGGCCUUCCGGCAGACCCACAAGGUCCUGGGCAUGGAUCUCCUGCCACCCAGACACCGGCUUGGGGCCCGCUUCCGGAAGAGGCAGCGGGGAGCUGGCGAGGCCGAGGAGGGCACAGAGGAGAAGAAGCGGGGCCGGCGGGAUGGAGAGGGGCUCGUGUGAGCCACCUGCCUCCCCAACCUGCAGGCCUUCGCAUCCCUGCACUCCUGGACGUGUGCCCACUGACCAAUAGCAGCAUCAUCCCUGACGUUGGACAACAGUCGUUUCCUUUUGAGUAGCGCUUUGUAGGUUUCUUUUAAAACACUUGUGUUUCGGGCUGGGCACCAUGGCUCAUGCCUUUAAUCCUAGCACUUUGGGAGGCCGAGUUGCUUGAGCCUGAGAGUUCAAGGCCAGCCUAGAUGACAGAGUGAGACCCCCCCCAUCUCUCCAAAA
Piliocolobus tephrosceles (Ugandan red Colobus) is the source of this 2476-nucleotide messenger RNA. It is a transcript of the gene ZFR2, whose product is annotated as zinc finger RNA binding protein 2. The record is from RefSeq and is a predicted model, not a curated record. The transcript has 14 exons. Gene Ontology annotation, cellular component: precatalytic spliceosome. Bases 20 to 2206 code for a protein of 728 amino acids. Gene Ontology annotation, molecular function: zinc ion binding; double-stranded RNA binding; single-stranded RNA binding. NCBI's taxonomy places the organism in Eukaryota, Metazoa, Chordata, Mammalia, Primates, Cercopithecidae.